This is a messenger RNA of Dissoconium aciculare CBS 342.82, 692 nucleotides long. RefSeq lists its product as uncharacterized. Bases 125 to 619 code for a protein of 164 amino acids. NCBI's taxonomy places the organism in Eukaryota, Fungi, Ascomycota, Dothideomycetes, Mycosphaerellales, Dissoconiaceae. The transcript has a single exon. The record is from RefSeq and is a predicted model, not a curated record.
ACAGCCUUCCAGUGUGCUCGCUGCAUGAAGGAGAACAGCGCAUUCGACUCCACCUCGCCUGGAGGAUGGAACAUGAAACCAGAGGCGUCGUCAACGGCGCAUGGAAUAGGAGAGGGACAACUGCAUGUCAGCAUCACACAGCAGAACCCAUGUCCAUGCAGAUCUGCAAGUCGAAGGGAACAACGAACAGCUGCUCCACUCUUGGAGCGGCAUCAGUGGAGCAGCGCGCGUUCUCCGGAUGUCGGUACGUCGUUGGCUAGUGGAGACGCUAGAAGCUCGCCAGGGCAGUUCGGUGGAGGUUGGGGUAAAAUGCGGGGGAGAAGAUGGCCCAUCGCAGUUGGGUGUACAUGCGAGCAUUGGAUGGUCGAGAGAGACAUCUGCAUGUAAUAGAAAAUGUUGUGAUCAACAGCGACGGGAUUUAGGUGUUGCAAUCGUCGUAUACAGAAAUCUUCUCCAAGAGUUCGAGAUUUGCUGUGCGGGAACAGGUACCCUGGGAAAGCAACAUCCACGGCGAUUUUCCUUUUCACCGGGGGAACUCCCCAUCUCGCUUAGAUCCUUGUCUUUCUCGCAUGCAUUUAUGAUCUUGACGAGGAUCGGAACAUGUAGCGAGGCACUGUAAGUCCAUCGAGGAAGCCCGAGGAUGUACGAACAGUGCAGUUGUGCCAGACAAGGUCCUCGCCUUGAAGAGGACA